Molecule: messenger RNA, 1043 nt
Organism: Capsella rubella
Lineage: Eukaryota; Viridiplantae; Streptophyta; Magnoliopsida; Brassicales; Brassicaceae
Product: two-component response regulator ARR15
Exons: 5
Coding region: 302-913 (203 amino acids)
Biological process (GO): cytokinin-activated signaling pathway; phosphorelay signal transduction system
Source: RefSeq, a predicted model, not a curated record
ACAUGACAUUAGAUGAGAUGAGAGAACACAUCACUCAUCUCCUUUAGAUUCUCUCUUCUCCCUCCUCCUCUGUCCUCUCUCACACAAGAUCUUCACAACUACUACACUACAUCAACCAAGAUCCGAUCCCUUCAAGAUUCUCUCUCUAAUUACUCCUUCCCUCUCUCUCUCUCUCUCUCUUAUUUAUGUAACUCCUCUCCUUUCCCCAUCUUCACAUUGAUUUCUGCGUCCCUUUGACGUUCUAUCUUUAGAUAUAACGCUUCCUCUGUUUUGCUUGUUUUCAAGAAAAGAGAGACAAACAAUGGCUCUUGGGGGAUUCUCUUCGGAGUUACAUGUUCUUGCUGUUGAUGAUAGUUUCGUUGAUCGUAAGGUUAUUGAGAGGUUGCUUAAGAUCUCUGCUUGUAAAGUGACGACUGUUGAGAGUGGGGCUAGGGCUCUUCAGUAUCUUGGUUUAGAUGGACCCAAUGGAUCAUCUUCUGCUCUUACGAUUUUGGAUAAACAGGAUCUGAAGGUGAACUUGAUAGUGACGGAUUACUCUAUGCCAGGACUAACGGGAUAUGAACUCCUCAAGAAGAUCAAAGAGUCUUCAGCAUUCAGAGAAAUACCAGUUGUGAUAAUGUCGUCUGAAAACAUACAGCCUCGUAUAGAACAAUGUAUGAUAGAAGGAGCAGAGGAUUUUUUGCUAAAACCUGUGAAAUUAGCAGACGUGAAGCGGCUGAAAGAACUUAUAAUGAGAGUUGGUGAAGCUAAGGAAGGAUUAACCAAAAGCUCUAGUCCUAAGAGAAUCCUACAAAACGACAUUGAUUCAUCUCCAUCAUCGUCAUCUUCAUCAUCGUCGUCUCAGGAUGUUUCCUCUCUAGAUGACGACACUCCAUCUUCCAAGAGGAUGAAAUUAGAGCCUAAAAGUUCAUGAUUGAGCUCAACCUUUUUCUCAUUUUUCUCUUUUCUUUUCUUAUUACCCCUGUAAUAUACAUUGAGCCAAGACGUAGGCUAAAUUCUUGUCCCUUUUUGAUAUUUGCAAGUCUAGAUCCUGAUGCUCAUCU